ACAUGCCUAAACUACAGCAACAACAGCAGCAGCAGCAGCAGCAGCAGAACCGAGACGUGGAGCUGGACAGACUGGUGCGCCAGUCGCCCCUCCACCGCCCCCCGUCCCGAUCCCGCUCAUGCACCCCGUCGCCUUCGUCCCCCAGCAGCGUCCUGGAGCUGCCCAACGUGCCCUCCUACCCCCGGCUGCCCCCCAUCCGCCAGCUCUCGGGCCUCUCCAACCCUGCCUUCCACAUCGAGGAUGACGACCUGGCCUCUGCACAGCGCUCAGGGGGUUCGAGACUCAGUUUACGGCCUGCUGUCAAUGUUGAAGAUGUGGACUCUGAAGGAGUACUCAGCAAAGUGUCUCAGGACAGGCCCCGCGUCAUCAGCCAGCACAGCGCCAACCUGAAAACACUCAUGGUGCCUGGAGCCCCCAAAGCCAACCGCACAAGAAAACGACUCUACUCUCAAGACAAUGAAGAGGAGGAUGAGAAAGAAACGUCAGUCCACGCGUGGCCAAGCCAGAGCAGCCUUCUCAGCGCAGACGAAGGGAUGAAAGAGAGGCCGGCCUCCGCUGCGAGCCAGACCAGCACAGCGGUUAAUGAGCGACUGCAGGAGCUAGUCAAGCUCUUCAAGGAGCGCACGGAGCGCGCCAAGGAGAAGCUGAUCGACCCUGACGACUCGGAUGAGGACACGCCACCUGCCUCCCCUGCCAAACCUGCUGGCCCACCUCCUGAGCAGCCUAAGGAGGAUAACGCUGCCCCUGCACAGGAGCAGGAGGUGAAAGAAGAAGAGGAAGAGGAGAAGGAGAAGGAGGAGGAGGAGGCGGAGGAGGAGGAGCAGGGGAGGAGGCGUCUCUGCUGCCGAGGGAGGUCUGGCUCCUGCUUCACCAGGCUGCUGCACUAUCGCUUCCCAUCCAGCAUCGACCCCUUCACAAAUCUGGUGUAUGUCCUGUGGCUGCUAUUCGUCACCUUGGCGUGGAACUGGAACGUGUGGCUGAUCCCAGUGCGAUGGGCUUUCCCGUACCAGACUCCAGGCAACAUCUACCUGUGGCUCCUCACAGACUACCUGUGUGACACCAUCUACAUACUGGACAUCUUAGUCUUUCAGCCCCGGCUGCAGUUUGUGCGUGGCGGCGACAUUGUGUGUGAUAAAACAGAGAUGAGGAAGAACUACAUGAAAACCUUUCGCUUCAAGAUGGACUUAAUCAGCCUAAUUCCACUGGAGUUAUUCUACAUCAAAACCGGUGUCAACCCCCUCCUGCGAUUUCCACGGCUACUGAAGAUCAUGUCCUUCUUCGAAUUUAAUGAGCGUCUGGAGGCCAUAUUGACCAAACCUUACUUUUACAGAGUCAUCCGCACAACCACCUACCUGCUCUACUCUCUGCACUGCAAUGCCUGCCUGUUCUACUGGGGCUCUGCCUAUCAGGGCCUGGGAUCCACCCAAUGGGUCUAUGACGGAAAGGGAAACAGCUACAUUCGCUGCUAUUACUUUGCAGUGAAGACCCUCAUCACCAUCGGUGGACUGCCAGACCCCACCACCCUAUUUGAGAUCGUCUUUCAGCUCAUCAAUUACUUCGUUGGAGUAUUUGUAUUCUCCAUCAUGAUUGGUCAGAUGCGAGAUGUGGUGGGUGCAGCGACCGCAGGGAAGACCUACUACAGGUCGUGCAUGGACAGCACAGUGAAGUACAUGGCUGCCUACCGGAUCCCUAAAGAGGUCCAGAACCGGGUCAAGACCUGGUACGAGUACACCUGGCAAUCACAAGGCAUGCUGGAUGAACAAGAGCUGCUGGUUCAGUUGCCUGACAAGAUGAGAUUGGAUAUAGCUGUGGAUGUGAACUACUCCAUUGUGAGCAAAGUUGCUCUUUUCCAGGGUUGCGACCGCCAGAUGAUCUUUGACAUGCUAAAGAGCCUGAGGUCUGUUGUUUAUCUGCCAGGAGAUUACGUCUGUAAAAAGGGGGAGGUGGGUCGUGAGAUGUACAUCAUCAAGGCUGGAGAGGUGCAGGUGGUGGGAGGUCCUGAUGGGAAGACGGUCUUCGCCACACUGAAGGCCGGCUCUGUGUUUGGAGAGAUCAGCUUACUUGCAGUGGGUGGAGGGAACCGCCGCACGGCUAACGUGAUCGCCCACGGCUUUGCCAACCUCUUCAUACUGGACAAGAAGGACCUGAACGAAAUCCUGGUUCACUAUCCUGAAUCCCAGAAGCUGCUCCGCAAGAAGGCCAAGAAGAUGCUGUCGAAGGACAAAAAGCCUGAUGCGAAGAAGGAGGAAGCCAAAGACAAGAGCCAGGUCAUCCCUCCUCGAGCUGAGACGCCAAAACUCUUAAAAGCUGCCCUGGAGAUGACCGAGAGGUCGGGCCUCAAAGGUGCCCUCUCCAAAUUGAGAGAGAAGAACAACAAGUCCAGCGUAUCUCUUCAGCCAUCCUUGGCAUCCUCACUGCUCACACCCUCUCCCACGCCGGCACAGCCUCUGGAGCCACAGGCUGAUAGCAUGUCUCAGAACUCGGAGAACUGCAGCUUGGCACCCACGGCAACGGAACAUCCAAGAGAUGGAACUGCCACUUCUUCCAAGGAGAGAGAAGUUUUAGGAGAGGAUCGUGGAAAACAGGAAAAGGAAGAGAAAGAGGAGGAAUAAAAUGGACAAAACACCUGUAAAAGGUUGAUUUUUUCCCACCUCUCCACUCCACGGAUUGAUGAUGUCUAUCAUUUCCUGAGGACUAAACUGUACACGUGCAGUGUCUGCGAUAACCUCCUAUGUAAACUCCCUGCUUCUUGAGGUCUUUAUGUCUCACUCCGUCAAACACUUAUUGGUAUGUGUCGUUCUUUUACAAUGCACAGUAUGGCUGAAUGCAUUUCUAAGGGUUUAGUUCAAUCUCCAUGUAUUUCAUGUGUGAAAUCAAUGUAAGAGGUUGGUGCACUAUUUUGUCCCUCUCCACGUUUCUUGUUUCUAGCUGCUCUUGCUGUUGAAUAAAUGCCUUAAAAUGAACCGAAACAUAAUGUUUUUUGUGCUUUUCGCCAUUUGUCAUUGUUCCAGCUGUCUUUUCCCAUACAUUCAUGUAAAUAGAACAUCAAUUAAGGGAAAAGACAGUGUAGGAUAACGAAUGGCAUUAUAAUGCCUAUAGUUUUACUGAGGCAUAACACAUCAGGAGUUGCAAGUGAAAAAUAUAGCCUACCUCAGUUAUUUUUAGUUUUAUAUCUGUCUUUAGAUACCCAUAAAAAACAUUGCUUAAAAAUGUUGAAUGGUUGAUUUUGUUUACGAAAGAGUAUGUAUACCUAUAGUAUAUCAUAUAUUUACAUUACUUGUUUGUAUAUAUGAAACUGAGACAUUUUUUUCAAUUUCUGUAAAUACUGUAAAAAGAAGUGUAUUUGUCAUCUUUGGCAAUCAAAGGUCUACCGGCGUCCAGGCCUGUAGGUCUGCAUUUCCAGGUUGAAUAUGUUGUACGUUUUGUUUUUUUGUUGCCACAGUAAACAAAUAAUUUUGUAUGGUUCCCUUCUUUCUAUUUGUCAACAUGAUCUGAUGGCAUAAUUUCAUCUACAUUUAAAAAAAAAGGCCUAUGUCUAAUGUCUACAAAGCACAUUAUUUAUAUAGGCCUAUUUCAUAUCACCAUGUACUGUUGUUUAUAUGUAAAUAGAGCAAGUGUGUGCAAUAUUGUUUAUUGUCAAAUGACUGAAUUCCCUUAAAUAAAUAUUCUA
Messenger RNA from Engraulis encrasicolus (European anchovy), 3670 nucleotides. RefSeq names its product cyclic nucleotide-gated cation channel beta-1-like. Gene Ontology annotation, biological process: monoatomic cation transmembrane transport; retina homeostasis. Gene Ontology annotation, molecular function: protein-containing complex binding; intracellularly cGMP-activated cation channel activity; intracellularly cAMP-activated cation channel activity. Bases 3 to 2612 code for a protein of 869 amino acids. Lineage: Eukaryota; Metazoa; Chordata; Actinopteri; Clupeiformes; Engraulidae. The transcript is spliced from 18 exons. Gene Ontology annotation, cellular component: intracellular cyclic nucleotide activated cation channel complex; photoreceptor outer segment; plasma membrane. The record is from RefSeq and is a predicted model, not a curated record.